Lates calcarifer (barramundi perch) is the source of this 483-nucleotide messenger RNA. It is a transcript of the gene ppp1r17, whose product is annotated as protein phosphatase 1 regulatory subunit 17. Gene Ontology annotation, molecular function: protein phosphatase inhibitor activity. The record is from RefSeq and is a predicted model, not a curated record. The coding region runs from base 11 to 421 and encodes 136 amino acids. The transcript is spliced from 4 exons. NCBI's taxonomy places the organism in Eukaryota, Metazoa, Chordata, Actinopteri, Centropomidae. Gene Ontology annotation, biological process: regulation of phosphatase activity.
CAGAUAAUGGAUGCAGAGGGGAGAGGAUGCUCCUCCUCCAAGCUUCAUAACCCAGAGUCACACCGCUCCAGUCUGUCUGUGUCACACUGCUGAGACUGAGAAAGCCCAGAGGGCCUCAGAGAUGACGGCGAGCUAUAUAACAUUAACCCUGGAUUCUGAACAUCGACUGAUGACACAGGACAGCAAACACUACCAGGAGGCCCUGGAGAGUGUGGUGGAGAGGAAGUCAGUGAUGGAGGAUGAUGAAGACAAGGAACAGACUCUCUGUGCAGAGAAUCAGGAGGAAGACCACCUGAAGAAGCCUCGCAGAAAGGACACACCCGUCCUCAACUCUCCUCCACAUAUACCAGGAGUGAAACUGCUGAAGGUGGAGAAGCAAAUGGUCCACUUAGAGGAUGAGGAAAAGGAUGUCAAGAAUUAAUUUUUAUUUUGUUGUCAAAAUAUAUUUUUAUGUUCACAGUCUCAUUAAAUGUUGCUUUGACC